Mesocestoides corti is the source of this 1896-nucleotide messenger RNA. The record is from the annotation of a GenBank genome assembly. Lineage: Eukaryota; Metazoa; Platyhelminthes; Cestoda; Cyclophyllidea; Mesocestoididae.
CAGCAGGAAAGCCCCAUGAUGCGGGUUUGGUUGAAUACUACUGAGAUGAGUGAGGACUGCCUUUAUUUGAAUAUCUGGACGAAUGCCAUCAACGCGAGUGGUCAUCCACCAGUGGAAUCGACGCCAGACUCGACUUUCGCCUGGUCCAAACGCAGCCUCAAACCACCGAAUUUCCAACAGCUUAACGGGCGUCCAGUUAUGGUGUGGAUCCACGGUGGGAACCUCGUGUCUGGGUCCGCCAGCUUGGAGAUGUACAAUGGAGCGAUUCUGGCCAGCGAGAUGGACGUGAUUGUGGUGAGCAUUCAGUACCGCCUUGGUCCACUGGGAUUUCUUUGUUUGGGGACGCCGGGGAUCCCUGGAAACCAAGGUCUUCUGGACCAAGUCGAAGCGCUUCAGUGGAUUCGACGCAAUAUCGCCUACUUUGGUGGAAAUUCCGAGCAAAUCACAUUAUUUGGACAGGGUGCUGGCGCUUUGAGCGCAUCUCUCCAUCUCCUUUCGCCAAUUUCCAGUCCGUUGUUUCAACAGGCCAUUCUCCAGAGUGGGUCGCCGCUUGCCUGGUGGUCGGCUGAGAGUUUGCAGUCGGCGAUUAACAAGGCACGCAUAUUUGCUGGUUUGAGUGGAUGUCACGGCAACCGGGAGGAAAUUGAGACGUGUUUGCGCUCCGCCGAGGCGGGGAGUUUGAUCCUGAAUCAGUGGAAAAUGCAUCUUCUUCGAGACCUUCCAUCGACGACACGAUUUCAUCGAAUAGCCCGCCUCUACAACCGGCGGUAUAAUCCAGAGAUUCUCAACACAGCAGGACUCUUCUUCAACAUCACGUUCAAGCCAGUGGUUACAGAACCCUUUUUGCCUCGUUGGCCCUAUCAAAUUAUUGGUUCAAACAGCGACUCUCACCGUCAUCGCAUUCUCCUCGGAGUCAACAAAGAUGAAAGCACUCUGGAGUUGGUUCAUGGACUCCGAAAGUUCUUCCUCAGAGACGGCUCCACACCAAAACUGCCGGUUGAAUUCGACUCUGGCGUGGCCUUCAUGGACCCUCUUGAUAUUCUUGCAUUUCACAUAAUCGAUGAAGACUUCCUUCAUCCGCUUCUCCUUCAGGCUACGGCUUUUGAAUAUCAGAUCCCGACUCGUGCAUUUCACAAGAAGCGGUGGACGUCAGUGGAGGUGCAGCACUCGCUCGCAGAAGUAGCAGGCGACUACAACGUGAAGUGUCCCCUCAUUGAAUUUGCUGAUGCCUACUCUCAAGGACCGAAUAGUCAGGUAUUCCUCUACUCUUUUGAGCACAGCUCAAGUGGCUGGACGUGGCCUAAUUGGACGGGUGUCAUGCAGGGCUACGAGGCGGAAUAUGUGUUUGGAGCACCGUGGAAUCUCAAGUUCGAGUCCGAGUUCUACAAGUUCAAUGACGAAGAACGCCAACUCAGCGAAACGAUCAUGCAGUACUGGGCUAACUUUGCUGCAACUGGGUCACCGAGUUUGCAUCCCAGCGAGUUCCACACAAGAGCGAAGCGAUUUCACUGGAACAACUACGAGACGCAGGGCAUCGCAUUUAAGGGUGACCUUGAGACUGACGCUUUAAGAGAAUACCUGGUCCUCCAAUUGCCCAAGCCAAGGUUAGCGCGCAAUUUGAAACGCCAUGAAUGCCUGUUCUGGCGGGAGAAACUGCCAAUGCUGAGACAGCGUCUUGUUCGCAGUAAGCACUCCCUUCUCUCUUGUUUUAAACAGUAACGCACGGUGUCAGCAAAACCCACCGAAGGAAGCAGAGCCGAAAGCCACAGAGAAGACGCCCUUGAAGCCGCCAGUAAACAGUUGGAAUUUGCCUCUGCUGAUGCCGACCACAUCUACCACCCUCCUCUCCAACUCCAUCAUCAGCAUAAUUCUUCCUACUUGCAUACUUUUAAGUAG